AUGGUCAACUCCUGUUGUGGCUCUGUCUGCUCUGAGGAGGGCUGUGGCCAAGGCUGCUGCCAGCCUAGCUGCUGCCAGACCACCUGCUGCAGGCCCACCUGCUGUGUGUCCAGCUGCUGCAGACCCAGCUGCUGUCAGUCUGUGUGCUGCCAGCCCACCUGUUGCCGCCCCAGCUGCUGCCGCCCCAGCUGCUCCAUUUCUAACUGCUGCAGGCCUUCCUGCUGCCGCCCCAGCUGCUGCGUGUCCAGCUGCUGCCGCCCCAGCUGCUGCAACUCCAGUUGUUGCAGUCCCAGCUGCUGUGUGUCUAGCUGCUGCCGCCCCUCCUGCUGUGUGUCCAGCUGCUGCAGGUCCCAGUGCUGCCAGUCCGUUUGCUGCCAGCCCACCUGCUGUCGCCCCAGCUGCUGUGUAUCCAGUUGCUGCAGGCCCAGCUGCUGCCAGUCUGUGUGCUGCCAGCCCACUUGCUGCCACCCCAGCUGUUGCAUCUCCAGUUGUUGCCGUCCCAGCUGCUGUGUGUCCAGCUGCUGCAGGCCCACCUGUUGCCAGAGCACCUGCUGUCGCCCAGCAUGCUCUAGCUGUUCUUGUUGCUGA
Molecule: messenger RNA, 588 nt
Organism: Microtus oregoni (creeping vole)
Lineage: Eukaryota; Metazoa; Chordata; Mammalia; Rodentia; Cricetidae
Product: keratin-associated protein 4-12-like
Exons: 1
Coding region: 1-588 (195 amino acids)
Cellular component (GO): keratin filament
Source: RefSeq, a predicted model, not a curated record